This is a messenger RNA of Dioscorea cayenensis subsp. rotundata (Guinea yam), 2284 nucleotides long. Its product is annotated as disease resistance protein RFL1-like. Lineage: Eukaryota; Viridiplantae; Streptophyta; Magnoliopsida; Dioscoreales; Dioscoreaceae. Gene Ontology annotation, molecular function: ADP binding. The annotation marks the transcript as partial. The transcript has 2 exons. The record is from RefSeq and is a predicted model, not a curated record.
AAAGAGAUCAAUAACUUGAAGACUGAACAUGAUGCUUUCAAAGAAAUAGCAGAGACACAACCUCCAAGAGCAGUUUUGGAGAUCGCUACUUCAGUGACUCUUGUGGGCAACACUAUCAAGCUAAAUCUUGAGAAAGUUCGUGGUUACUUGGUAGAUGACGAUGUAUCCAUGGCGGGGAUUUGGGGCAUGGGAGGGGUUGGAAAGACAACUCUCUUGAAUGAAAUCAAUAACUCAUUACUUGAUGGUGAUACUAAUCGGAGGUUCAAUUAUGUCAUCUCUCUGGUGGUUUCAAAAGAACCUCAAUUUGAGAAGCUUCAAAAUGAGAUAUCUAAAAGUUUUGAAAAUAGAGGUCAAAGCUACAAGCGCAAGGUGAUCUUCACAACCAGAGAUGAUGAUGUGUGUGCUCAUAUGAAUGCUCACAAGAAGAUCAAAGUUGAAUGUAUGGGUGAAGAAGAAGCAUGGCAUCUUUUCAAGCAGUUCGCAAAUGAAGAGAUCAUUAAUUCCAAUGCUAUUAUUGAACAACUAGCAAGGAAAGUUAUGAAGAAGUGCUCAGGUUUACCACUUGCCCUUAAAGUCAUUGGUCGAGCCACGUCGAAUAUGAAGACACCUGAAGAGUGGCGUCACAUACUAAGGUCGUUAAUUAAGAUGGAUGUCAGGACUGUUACUGGUAUCGAAAAAUCAUUGUUUCACAACUUAAAGGUCAGUUUUGAUAAUUUGGCCAGUGAUACUCUCCGACAAUGUUUCUUGUGUUGUGCUCAAUGGCGUGAAGAUUUUGACAUUAAAAGUCUCGAUCUCAUAGAGCCUUGGAUUGGGUGUGGAUUGAUCGGUGACUUUUGGAAACAUGGGGAAGCCUUUGACGAGGGAUUUUCUCUCAUUGCAAAAUUAAAUGAAGCAUGUUUGUUGGAGUUGGAUUAUGACUUUACUGAAGAUUAUGUCAAAUUACAUGAUGUGAUUCACGAUAUGGCACUGUGGAUUGUGUCCGAGUGUGGGAAGAAAAAGAACAAAUGGAUUGUUGGUGGAAGUGAUGAUGAUUUAAGACAAUUUUCAAAGUGGGAAGCAGGCAACUGGCAGGAGACAGAACUAAUAUCGUUCAAUGGUACUUUGUUUGGCAAUAGUCUCCCGAAAUUUUUAAGUGAUAAAAAUAUUGACGAAAAGGGCCAAGUUUCUGUUGCAGCAACUUCUCCUAGAUAUCCUAAUCUCCAGAAUUUAUUUAUGGCUGGAUAUUCUAGAUGUGAUAAAAGGGACGAGGUGGUUAUAAACUUUUUCCCUCAUAUGCCAUCUCUCACACAUUUGAACUUAUCUGGGGCACCUAUCACGGGUCUUUCAAAAGAAAUUCGAGUUCUAGUUAAUCUUCAAUACCUCAACAUCAGCGCCACAAGCAUUCGGUCACUUCCACCUGAACUAGAAGAGCUCAAGCAAUUAAAAUACUUCUUCUUCAGACGUCCAUCUUUUGUAAGUAAAGGUAAACCUGUUCCAAUUAAAGCCGAUGGGUUGUCUGCAUUAUCAAGGUUGCCCGAGUUGCAAGUGCUUGAUCUUUAUGAAAAUACUUGUUUAGAAGCAGGUGACUUGAGGAUAUUGAUGGAUAGGAAGAGGAUUAAAGCGAUCAGUAUGGAUGUGGAAUCAGUCGAGAUUCUUUGACUUCUUAAAGAUUUGCCGACUUGGAAAAUAAAUUUGAAAAACAUACAUGAUAUGCCUACCCUCCAGCUUUGUGACUUGAGUUACAAACGUGAUGGUGAGGGUUUGAUGGAGUUACAAAUCAGUGAUUGUGGCUUUGAGGACUUGUUGAUAAAUGGCAGUGGGGUCAGUCUAAAGCAUCUCGAAUUGAGUGGUCUUGCAAAGCUCAAGCAAAUCACUCGGCCAGCAGAAGCAUUUCGUAGUGGAUGUUUCCCGAAGUUGACAUAUGUUUCCAUUAGUGAUUGUGAUUCUCUGAGGAGUCUUUCGUGGGUUUUGCAUCUCCCAUGCCUUAGGAUAUUACAAGCAUGUUGUUGCUCAGCAAUAGAGGAAUUGAUUGACCCUCGAGAGAUGCAACAAGCUUCAUUAGGCCUUCCCACCUUUCCUAACCUACAUUUAUUGUUUUUAUAUAGCAUGCCCAACUUAGUAAGUUUAAGCACAUGUUCAUUGGAUUUCCCUGUUUUGUCUGUACUUACGUUGGAAAGAUGUCCAAAGCUGAAGAAACUUCCUUUCAAGUCAUCCAUUGUCAAUAAUAAAUUCAAAAAUGUGGACAUUGACGGUGACUUGUGGGAGAGUUUGGAAUGGGAGGACACAACAAUCCGAUCUCACCUCG